Seriola aureovittata is the source of this 3053-nucleotide messenger RNA. Its product is annotated as transmembrane protein 79-like. Gene Ontology annotation, cellular component: trans-Golgi network membrane; lysosomal membrane. The coding region runs from base 331 to 1632 and encodes 433 amino acids. Lineage: Eukaryota; Metazoa; Chordata; Actinopteri; Carangiformes; Carangidae. The transcript is spliced from 5 exons. Gene Ontology annotation, biological process: regulated exocytosis. The record is from RefSeq and is a predicted model, not a curated record.
AAAGGUGGUGUUUGAGGGUGACGUUUUUGGUAUGUGGAAAAAGAAGCAGAGUGAUGCCUCUUCACUGUUUUCACAUCUCUUGUUUAAGACAGGAUUGCGCACCUGGUCACACCAGCCAGGUAACUUCUGACUUCACCAGUAAAGAGCAGGUGAACUAGUGAGCUUGCUUCUUAAAAGGAAAAGUUACGGAUUGUUUCUGCGAUGUGACCGAAUUAAAAACAGGGAAAACAACAAGCAUGACUUUUAGCAGCUGGAAGAAGCUUUGUUAACAGGGGAACUCUUAACAGCGCCACAGCUACUGACUGAAAAGAGAGACAACUGGAUUUAAAAAUGUCUGGCCCCGGUGGUUUAGUGUCAGAAUUAAUUGAAGAUGUGGCACUUUCACCUGAUGGACCAACUGCAGAGCCAGAAAUAGCUGGAAGUAAAAAGCCACAAGAGAGUAGCAGUGUUGAGGAAAGAAACAAGAUUAAAGAUGAUGAAGAUGAAGAAAAGGUGUUGAAAGAGAAGGAAAAUCAAGAAGAGAACGAGGAAAUGACCAGCUCUGCUCUACUGGAGCCGAGCACGUUACCAUGGCCUGGAGACAAAGAGAAGAGGCCUCAGACGGACGACGAUGACGUCUGUUCAGAGUCUGAAGAGAGGGACACAGGGAUCAGCGGAGGAAGCCAAGACCUGUCCGAGAGUCAGACAGAGAGCGACAGAAAGAGCAAAGACAGGUGGAGGGAGAGCAUGCCCGAGGGAGAGAGGUGGAGGGAUGAUGAGAUCGUGGUGCAGCGAGACCAUAAAGGGGACAGCUCACUGGCAGAUGACGAAGAGGAAGAGGAGGAUGUUGAAGAUGGAGAGUCGAAUUGGAUCUCCAAGAAAACUGCUCUGGGUUUCACUCCACAAGUCACAAUCGUGCGUCCGUCCAGCAAAGAGCUUCCUGAGGAGAGCCGGCUCUUCAUAGAGAAGGACGUUGAGAAGGAGCCGCAGGUGGAGUCCGACUCAGCCUCGCAGUUCUACCCAGAGUGGACGGAGCAGACGACAAGCUCUCAUCUGUGUGGUGCAAAACUGAGGCUGGCUCUAGCGACGGCAGCUGCAGGGCUCCUCUUUCCUCUCCUGGUGUGGGGAGGUUACAGACUCCUUCCCUUUGACUCACCGCUGCUGGAGAGCGCUCCCCUCAGGGUGGUGUACACACUGCGCUGCUCCUUCUUCGCCAGCAUCCCCAUCCUGCUCGGUGUGGUGGUGCAGGGCGUGGCCCGGCUGCGUUACAGUGCGCUGAAGCCGCUCUAUCAGAGUCAACUGGUGCACAGAGAGGUCGCCGUGCACUGGCACUACGUGAACGAAUCACUGGCCCUCUUCCUCUUCUACUUCCUCCAGCUCGCUGUCAUGGCAACCUACAUCAGCCAGGAGCUGGUCAAACUGGUGCCGCUGCUCACCAUCAUGUUUGUUUUUGGCAGGCUGAUCUACUGGCUCUGCCUCUCUCUGGGCAGCAGCAUCAGAGGCCUCGGCUUCGGCUUCUCCUUCUUCCCCAUACUGGUCAUGCUGGGCGCCAACUUCUACUACGUCUGCUCGUCAGUCGGGCAAGGGGCGGUUUUUGACGUGGAACCACCCACGACGGCUCCUCCUCCUCCCAGUCGGCGUUGGUGGGGUUAAAGGCCGAUGUCCAUAAGACGGUGAGGUGCUAAGAGACAAACAACUGCAAACACCUGAAACAACAUGACUAAAUAACACUCAGACAGAAAACCUGCACCAGUCUUUUAGGUGUCUUUUUUCUAAAGUUGCAAUCCUUAAGAUUUCAGUCCUGGUUUGGUGACACCUGUGGUUACUGAUGGUAACAGGGAAUGCGAUUUAAUACUGCAGCAAACACUCCUUGAAUAGGGUUGUCAGAAACACAGCAGAAGAGGAACAGGUGUAUCAGUUUAGAGAGCAGCGAAACAAACUCAUGUUGUUUUAACAAAGACGCCAGAUAAUCUAAACUGAUCAGAUCUAAACCGUCUGAUUUAAUUAGAAACGUACAAUCUGCUGCCGACAAAUAACUGCGGGAAAAAUGAGUCAUCGUGUUUUGUAGUUGGAUUUAUGAUUAACACGUUGUUUUUGUUUCCCGCGCCUUCACAAUAAAAGCCACCCCGUGUUUUGCUAGUUGAAUGCUUUUAAUUUGAAGCAGCAGUAGGAAAGCAGCGACUUAAUACUUGAUCUGGAACAGUGAGUGAACACUUAUCAGAAAGAUAAAAUUAUGCUGGAUUAUAGACAUACGUUUCCUGUGACUCACUUGUGCUUAUGAACUAAAAAAUUGGAAAUUGCUGUAAAAAUCCUGACCACAAAUGGGAUCAAAAUGGGGUUUGAUUUCAUGAAAAUCUUAAGGAUUACAACUUCUGUAUAUGAUAAUAUCUCUGUCCACAAAGAAAUUAUUGAUAUGAACCAGGCUGGGAGGGAAUUUGAAGCUCAGAUAUUAGACUCUGUAUGUUUUGUUUUUUGUUUGUUUUAAGGCGAAUAUAUAACAAUAUUCACAUUGUAAUUACAAAGGAAGUUUACAUGUAAAUUCUAAAACUCUAGAGAGAUGUGGCCUGAACAGUGUGUGUUUACUUAUUUUGUACCAUAUUUCUUCCAUUACAAAACUUAAACAGCCUCUUAACUCCCUCUUGUCUUGAGCUGAUGAAAUCCAGUUUCAAUUCGAGGCAUCCAGUGUUUGGAUGUGAUGCAGCAAAAUACGGACAUGCAAAAAUAAACAUGUGAAACCUGAAAACUGUCAGUUAUAGGCACUCAAUCUAAAGAGCUGGAUAUCAAAAGUAAAUAUUUAAGUUGUUUUAUGAAUUCUUUAAUUUUAUUUUGUUAGGACACAGCUGGUACUAAUCUUUAAACUAUAUAUUUAUAACAGAGACUGUUAAAUACAUCUUUGUUUUACUGAUCGAAGGCUUUUCUUUGUAGCAACAUAAGUUGCUGGGCUAUUUUUGGAUAGUCUCUUUUCAGCUUGUUGAAGGAUCCUCAUUAUAUGAAUGAAUGUGCAUUUAAAGUAAAUAUGAUCAAUAUUUGGGAUGACUUGACUGAGUAAAAUAAAGCUUCAUUAUAAAAUAUGA